This is a messenger RNA of Aegilops tauschii subsp. strangulata, 1526 nucleotides long. NCBI's taxonomy places the organism in Eukaryota, Viridiplantae, Streptophyta, Magnoliopsida, Poales, Poaceae. The record is from RefSeq and is a predicted model, not a curated record.
UGCCGGAGCUCCACCGCCAAAAGAUUGUCGGCGUCACUGACGGCCUCAUCGUCACGCUGGACAAGGACAGCUCCGUGGUGCGCGUGCUCCACCCCUUCACGCGCGUCACUGUCGAGCUCCCUCCCCUUGCCACCAUAUUCCACACUGAGAUCAACAACUUCACCUCGCUGCUGUCGAUGGGCGCCGCUGUCUGCCGCGCCGACACAUCGAUCGCCGUCGUGGCAUGGUUAACCAGCGCAAAGAUGGUUAUGAGUGCGCGCCAAGGCCGCCCUAGCUGGGCGGUGAACCAUCGAGACAUCACGCUCCACAACACCCUGCCCUUCCAAGGCCGGCUGUACGGCACCACACCGGCGUCAGAGCAGUCGUCGCUCAUGUCCCGCACGAGUUGGUCCACAUAUUCAGAUCCUCCUACUUCCUCGUGGAGUCCGGCGGGCGCAUGCUGCUGGCCGUGCAGCAUCAUCGAAGGGGCCAUGCCAUUCGCCCUGAGAUGGAGUGGUGGCGACACUUCACCGUCACGCUGUUUCAGGUGAACCUGCAUGGCGGGGAGCUCAUUCCGGUGAACGGCCUUGGCGACGAGGCCGUGUUCCUAGGGAAAGACCGCUGCCUGUCGAUCUCCGCCACGAACCUCCCUUGCAUCAGCCGCAACUCCGUUUACUCAUAUGUAUCAAACAAGGAUCCCGUUGUGUUGCAUUCUCUGGGCGGUGGUUCUUCCGAGCAGACAACGAUGUACACGAGGGUGCAUUAUUCGAAUGAGAUGGUUCGUCCAUCCGUGCGGCCUUUCACGCUCCCAGAUCAUCUUAUGACAUACUGUCAUAAUCUUCAAUGGACAAGGGGGCUGAUGCUUCAUGAAUAUGCUGCCAUUCCUUCAUAUCUGAGUGAUCUGCGAGAGAAAAUACACGCACACGAAUCUGAUAUCAGGUUCCCGUAUAUAGGGGACGUUGGCAAAAAGGCUAAGACCAAGCGUGUUCGUGCUGUUGUGAAGAAGAACCAGCCCCUCUGUGCUUAGCACCGCUGAGAGAACCAUGGCAAGAGGUAAGGGUAAACACCGACCGCCCAUUAGGAUCUUGAAAUUCAUUUCUCCACACACUAGUACCUAUCGGUUCUUUCACCACUUCUAUCCAUGCCGUUUGUCAUUGCACACUUGCCUUAGCUCUUCUAUAUGUCUAUACGUACCGUCCCCUUUGUGUAGAAGAAAUCUAUCAUAUAAUGUUUUUACAUUUCUACUUACGCAUCUCUAAAUCAACUUGACUUGAAGAGCUUAUAAGAAGCUUCAGAGUUCGGCAAACAGGAGAACCUACUGGGCUAUUUCAUGAGUAAUUAAUUUAUGCUAGGCUUGACCUAAAUCCUGUUGUGCGAAACCACAAAUGAUUUUGGAAUUUGUAUGCAUUUCAUAACCUGCGGAUUUGAUACGAAAUACUACUCUUUUCUGUUUUUCCAGGUUCAAUCCGAAGCUCCAAGAUGGUUUGCUGGUUUUUAAGGUUUAUUUUAAUUACAGAGUCUUGGAGGUGCCUUAUUUGUACUCUGUA